AUGGCCUCAUCACCCGAGAUUGUGGAGGUUGUUGAUUCAUCAUCUACAAUAGAUAAUUCUGAACAGAAGAGUUCUCUGAUACCAUCUACUGACCAUAACUCUUGGCUAACACCAGUUUCUAUAAAUCAACUUCUUCAUAAAGCACAACAAGAAAAGGAAGAAGAAGAAAAUAAGGAGGAAAAUACAGAUCCAAAGAAGAAAAAGAAGAAGAUUCGUUGGUAUCACACUAAAUGUUUUAUCUAUUUUGCUGCUAUUAUACUUGCCGCUAUUUCAAUUUUGACCAUUAUAAUUUCAUAUGUCUUGUUUGUUAGACAUAAUCACUUGCUUUUUGUUUGUAAUUCUGCAGAGUUUAUUGUUGUUUCCUUCUUUGAAGUUAUUAUUUUGAUUUGUGCUGCCAUUGUUGCUUUUAAACUUAAUGAAUGGUACAAACAGCAUCACUCAGAAGUUGCUGAAUCAGAUGAGGAUUUAAAGUUGAAAUAUUCGGAUAACUUGGCCAGAGACAAGUUGAUUAUGAAAUUCCAAAACACAAGUGUAGUCAUUUCACUCUGUUUACUUACAAUUUUCACAUUAAUUUAUUUAGCCCUUUUCGUCAUCCUUCUUUACGGAAUUUCUAAAACAACACCUUCGCUUUCAGGAGUAGAAUAUUAUACACCAAUUCAACAUGAAACUGUGAUAGAAAAGGAAAAGACAAGUGGUGUUUUUCACAUUCACGCCAAGACUGACUAUGAGUUAUUCUUUGCACAAGGUGUAGUCACAGCAAAGGAGAGACUAUUCCAAAUGGAAAUUAUGAGAAGAAUGGGUCGUGGUACAUUGUCUGCUCUGAUUGGUGAAGAUGCUCUUGAAUUGGAUAAGUGGAGCAGAACUCUAGGCCUUUUGAGAAAUUCCAAAAAUCAUCUUCAAGAUUUGGAUUAUCGUGCUAAUUUAACUCUUACUGCUUUCUUUGAUGGUGUAAAUUCCUAUUUGAAAACUAAUCCUAAAAUGCCACCAGAAUAUUGGUUAAUAUUUAACAAGAAGACAAUUCACAAGUUUGAGGUUGUUGAUGCUCUCGUAUUUUGGAAAUUAGCUGCUUUGGAUAUUUCUACAAACAUUUUUAUGGAAAAAGUAAGAUUUAAUUCUUUAAGAAAGAACAAUACUCUUGCUCAUACUAUGGAAUUUUAUCCAACCUAUCCAAGAAGUUGGCCUGAACAAUUCAAAAAGACUGAUUUGAACAUUCAAGCUACUCAAGAGGAGAUUGAUGCUCUUGAAGAAAGAUUUACCAACAACUUUGGAGCCUUUAUGCCAAAGAAUGAACAAAGUGACAAUGAUAAUAACAAUGAUGGAGAUGGUGAUAUUGUUCCUGAAGACCCAGAAGAUCCAAUCGUACAAGAAGGAUUCACUAGAAAAUUGAGAAAGAUUAAGAAAAAUCAUCCGGCCGUCUAUAAUUCAAUUGAAUCAUUCUUCAAUAAGAAAUCACACGAAUCAUACUUUGCUUCCAAUGCUUGGGCAGUCCAUGGAUCAAAAACAAAGAAUGGAAAACCAAUAUUGGCCAACGAUCCACACAUGAAAUUAACUGCUCCACUUCCGUUCAUUAUGUUCCACUUGGUUUCAGAAGAAAGUGGUUUAGAUACCAUUGGUGCUACCUAUCCACUCAUUCCUGGUAUUGUUAUCGGAAGAAACAAGAAUAGUUCAUGGGCUAUUACUUCAUCAGGAUCUGACGUUCAGGAUUUAUUUGUAUUGGAUCAAAUUAGUGACUCAACCUAUGUUGUCAAUGGAACAGAACAUGACUAUGUAACACAUCAAGAGGAAAUUCACUUUGAUAAUACUCAAAGUGUUACCAUUCACGUUAAGGAUAGCAUUUAUGGACCUGUUGUUAAUACUCUUUUGGGAUGGGAAGAUAUUCAAGAAGUUGUUGCUUUGAGCUGGACUGGUAUUAAGGAUAAUGAUACCAGUUUGAAUGCUGUUAUUGGAAUCAUGUACCAAAAUAAUUGGCCUCAAUUCCAUGAAAAUAUGAGACAUUUGGUUUCUCCUCCUAUGAAUUAUAUUUAUACUGAUGCUGAAAAUAUUUGCUCACUCGUUGCUGGAAUGGUUCCAAUCAGAAAGUAUGGACAUACUGGAUUGUUCCCAGUUUCUGGAAAUGGUACCUUUGAUUAUGAAGGUUAUGUUCCAUAUGAAAAGAUGCCAUAUGUAUGCAACCCAGAGAGAAAGUUUGUUGUUGCUGCCAAUGCAAGAAUUGAACCACCAGGAUAUCCAUAUUAUCUUGGUGCUGAUGUAGGUACAAAGUACAGACUGGAAAGAAUCGAGGAUUUAUUAAGUUCAAACAAGACCUUCAAUAUUACAAAUAUGGUCGACAUUCAAUUAGAUACCUAUUCUAAACUCUUCUUUGAUUUGAAGCCAUUUAUCUCCAAGUUGAAAAAUACUAGUUUAACAUUCCAAGAAGAAGUUAUCAGAAAAGAUUUGGAAAAGUGGGACGGCUAUCUUAUUCUUGGAUCUAAACAAGCAAGUCUUUUCGAAAUGUUCCACACCAAACUUUGGAAUAUGUCUUAUGCUGAUUUGGGUGUUGAAAAUUCAAAUAUUAUUUACAUUAAGAAUGCUCUCAACAAAACAGGACGAUGCUCUCCAAAUCUUCCAAAGACUUGUAUGUCAUAUGCAGUAUCUGCAUUCAAACAGUCUAUUGCUGAUUUGAAGGUACUCUCCAAGAGUACAGAGAUUCCUUCUUGGGGUGUUGGUAUUCACUCAACUACAUAUUUCCAUCCAGUUUUCCACUCAUAUGCAUUCUCUUGUGCAUGCGACAAACGUCACUAUGUUCCUGGUGGAACAGACACAAUCAACUUUUCUCGUGUUACUGAGACCAAUUUAGAUUCUUCACAUGGUGUUGCUUUCAGACAAAUAACUUCUAUGAGUGAUGCUGAUGGUGAUUUAUUUAUUACUCCUCUUGGGCAAAGUGCUAACUGGUUAGACUAUGACUAUCACUCUAAUUUGCAAAUAUUUGCUGAGGGAAGAUAUCACUCACUUAAACGAAAGAAUUACAAGGUAACUUCAACACUUACUUUGAAACCUAAGGUCUCCCAAUAA
Molecule: messenger RNA, 3051 nt
Organism: Naegleria gruberi
Lineage: Eukaryota; Heterolobosea; Eutetramitea; Acrasida; Naegleriidae
Exons: 1
Coding region: 1-3051 (1016 amino acids)
Biological process (GO): antibiotic biosynthetic process
Molecular function (GO): hydrolase activity, acting on carbon-nitrogen (but not peptide) bonds, in linear amides
Source: RefSeq, a predicted model, not a curated record